AAGUUGAAGAGUGCAAAAUUGUUUUAGGUUAGCGAAUAAACAAAAGACCUUUUAAAUAUUUUUGCAUUAUCACACAAUCAUAGCCGGGCGGCUGAGACGAUCAUGAGCACAGUGCGUGUUUAACAAAAAUAGAUUUUUGUACAUUUUUAUGUAUCGUGACGUGUUAUCAGGGCUAACGUAGUUUAAACAAUUGUUGCCGAAUUAAGCAUUACAGUAUUCUUUCGAAAAAACUGUGUUGUGACAGAAAAACACUGUAAUGUUUAAAUCUUUGUUGAGCUCUGUAAUCAGUCAGGCCAGCUGUCAAGAGGUGGGGGGCUGGUUAUCUUAAACGGGCGGACACAGAUCGCCUCCAUGAGAUAUUCCUGAAAUACGCCACCGUCGAGAAAAACGGUGAAAGGCACAUCACCAGUGAAGACUUUGUACGGAAGUUUUUAGGACUAUUCGAAGAAGAUGACUACAAUGCGGAAUCAGUCAAGCUCAUCGCGGGCAUCGUGGACAUGGACAAAGACGGGUACAUCUCGUUCUCGGAGUUCCAGGCGUUUGAGGGGCUGCUGUGCGUUCCCGAUGCGCUGUACAAGACCGCCUUCCAACUGUUCGAUACUAAUGGCAAUGGACUUGUUGCUUUCGACGAAUUCGCGGAAGUCAUGCGCAAAACGGCCCUCCAUCAGAAACUGCCUUUCAACAUGGAAAGCACCUUCGUCCGUCUAUACUUCGGCAAGGACAAGAAGCGGCUGGUAACCUACCCGGAGUUCAGCCAGUUCCUCCAUGACUUCCACGAGGAGUAUGGAGUGGAGGCCUUCAAGAAAUGCGACAAAGAUGGCUCAGGGUUCAUCAGCGCGGGAGAUUUUAGGGACAUCAUGCUGAGUGUCAAGAAACAUUUGCUGACUAAGGAUUUGAGUACUAAAGUUAUUAAUGCCUCCGGCUUCCCUCAAGGCGAGAGAAAAAUCAGUUUUCCCUACUACAUGGCAUUCAAUUCUCUUCUAAACAACAUGGAACUGAUCAAACGUGUCUACCUGAACGCUACAAACGGCACUCGAACCCAGGAGGUCACAAAGGAAGAGUUCUUACAUUCAGCUCAAAUGAUGUCUCAGAUCACGCCUUUGGAAGUCGAUAUCUUGUUCACGCUUUGUGAUAUGAUUCAUCAUACUAAUGGCCGAAUUGUAUACAAUGAUCUCAACUCUAUAACUCCCGAGCAAUAUUUCAAGCAAGUCACCCGCCGAGUAGCCGAAAUCAAAGCCGUCUCCAGUCCAGAGGAGCGAGGCGUUCUCAUACAGAUCCUGGAAAGCACAUACAGAUUUACGCUCGGUUCCAUUGCUGGUGCCGUGGGAGCAUCAGCAGUGUACCCCAUAGACUUAGUGAAGACCCGCAUGCAGAAUCAACGCACCGGCUCCUUCAUCGGCGAAGUGGCCUACAGGAACUCCUGGGAUUGCUUCAAGAAGGUCAUCCGGCAUGAAGGAGUGUUCGGCCUGUACAGAGGACUGGUGCCGCAGCUCAUUGGAGUGGCUCCGGAGAAGGCUAUUAAAUUGACUGUAAACGACUUCGUUCGUGACAAAUUCACAGACAAAAAGGGCAAUAUAUCGAUGUAUGCUGAAAUUCUCGCUGGAGGUUGUGCUGGUGGUUCUCAAGUAGUAUUCACAAACCCAUUAGAAAUAGUAAAGAUUCGUCUCCAAGUAGCGGGCGAGAUAGCGGGCGGGACCAAAGUCCGGGCCUGGUCCGUGGUGAAGGACCUAGGCCUGUUUGGCCUGUACAAGGGGGCGAAGGCCUGCCUGUUGAGAGAUGUGCCUUUCAGCGCUAUUUAUUUCCCUGCUUAUGCUCAUGUUAAGGCUAAGUUUGCGGACGAGAACGGCUACAAUCACCCUCUGACGCUGUUAGCUGCUGGUGCUAUCGCCGGUAUCCCCGCCGCCUCGCUCGUCACACCCGCUGACGUCAUCAAGACGCGGUUACAGGUGGUAGCCCGAUCAGGUCAGACCACGUACAACGGCGUGAUAGACGCAGCUCGUAAGAUCUACGCGGAGGAGGGCGCGCGCGCGUUCUGGAAGGGAGCAGUGGCGAGAGUGUUCCGCUCGUCGCCGCAGUUCGGCGUCACGCUCGUCACGUACGAGAUACUGCAGAGACUGUUCUACGUCGAUUUUGGAGGAUCUCGACCAUCCGGCUCAGAGCUCCACGUGGCCACUCCAAUCGAGGAAACAGUGAAGAAGCCACAGCACAUCGGCGGCUACCAGGUGGCGCUGCCGGUGCUGACGGGGCUGGAGACCAAGUUCGGCAUCUCCCUGCCGCGCUGGUCCGCGGCCAAGCCUGCGCCUGCACCCGCUCAGUAGGGAGAUAGGAAGAAGUGUAUAAAGGUGCCAGAUUUUGUCAACUGUGGGAAUUUUAGCUAACAUUUAUAAGAGAUUUUUUUCGUAAAAGACACUUUUCACAUACACGGUUGGUAAACUCCAAGUUAUAAAUUGUGUUGUGGGUGCUAAUAAUGGUACUGCUCUAUACUGUUUAAUAUUAAUAAUUUAUUAUUUCUGAACCAAUAUGAAUCUUGAAGUCAAGAGGAGAGAUGGGAAAAGUCAAGGCUGAUGAUUGAAGGUCAAUGUUAAAUAAUAUAUGUGGUGGAAAUGAUAACAAAUAAUAAUCUGUCAGGUUAAAACACUCAUACGUAAAUGUACGUACUAUUCAUUGCAUAUCGAAUAUAAUCUACUCUUCCCCUAAAAUCCCACAGUUAAUUAAAUCAGCAUCCUGCAUUGGCGAGUAAGAUACAUAAUUUUGUAUUUUGAUGACAAGAAAAUUCAACAGUAAAUAUAUUACACGAACAGUUUAGCCUGAAAGCUGAAAUACAUAAGAUAUUAUGAGAUUACCAUUCAUCUUAGACUGGAGAAUUAGUUACUUAAAAAAUAUGUAUAUUUACUGCUGUUUUUCUGUCUACAGCACGGUGUCUAGUAAGAAAAGUAAGCUUGUAACGAUAUUUGAAAUUAAGACAUUACAAGUGAGAUUAAGGAAUAUUUAAAUAAAUACACUAAAUUUUAUAACACACUAAAUUGUAUCAGUAUACUUUAGUGUCAUUUUUUCUGAAACUAUUGGGCCACUUUAUUGUAAUUUUGAUGGGAUAUCAGAAAGCAUGAGUUUUUUCACUAUAUUUGUAGUUUGAAAUGAAAAAAGAAAGAAAGAAAACUAAUGAUAAAACAAAGAGAGAUUUUUUCAGUGCAAUUGUUAAAAAAAAUCGAGCAGGAGGUAAGUGCAGAUUCGCUCGAGAUAGGGGUAAAAACUCAUGUUUCCUGGUAUUUCAAUUCUCAACAUUUGAUGAAGGAAAAGUAUUCUUUUAAAAAGAAUGAGCUUACAAUGGGUUGUGUUGGUGUAAUAUGGAGCCCUGAUAAACGUCACGAUUUAGAUAAUUAUGAAAAUUGCUAAUAUUCUGCCUACUUUUCAAUAUCCAAGCAAGUUCCUUAAUUAAACGAUUUGCUUGCUAUUAUUACUACAGUACUUGCAAAUUAGCAUUGUAUGAAAAACCUUAUAAACCGAUGGUAAUAUUUUUUUAAGGGUAUCACUCUAGGGCUAGAGAUUAUUGAAAUUAUUUUUGAGAACUAUUAAGUUUUUAUAAUUCAUUUAAGAGAUUAGUUUUAUUCAAUUUUCACCCCCCAUAAGAGGCGUGUACGGUUGAGGUGGUCAGAUAGGCAGUCGCUUCUUGUAAAUCACUGGUACUCAGCUGAAUCCGGUUAGACUGGAAGCCGACCCCAACAAGAUUGGGAGAAGGCUCGGGAGGAUGAUGAAAAGAGGCGUGUACGCUGUCGCAUUUUUGUAACCCUUAAUAGGUAGAGCAGUUGGUAUAAGGCUUUUCAUACAAUGUUCUUGUAGCAUAUAAUUUAGAAGGCCAUUGAUAUACAUAAAGACGUAUUCGACGUCUUCUCGCACCUAAUAGCAUUUUAAAUAAAUAACGCCUCACAAAAACAGGCAAAUUUUUAUAUAUUUGUUUUCUAGCAUUCGAUAUGUUACAGAUAGCAAAUAAUUAGAUUUAUUCGUAUUUAAGAAUCAAGAUUUAUUAUUUUUUUAGACUUUUGCUUUUAGUGACUAAUGUCUAAUUUAUUUAUUUUCCAAAUACUUGUGCAUUUUAUUUUUUUAUUUUGUACACUGCCAUGUUAUAAUGCCGCUACGUAUUGCAGUAAGCUCUAUAUUUUAUGAAUACCUAUUCAAUAUUUGCAUUUAGAAUAAAAAAUAAAUAUUUUUGAACAGAUCUUGUAAUAUUUAGCAUUUUUGUAUUUAUUUACAUUUAACAACUAACAUUUAUUAACUUGAUAAUUGUAACAUAUCAGAAUGCCAUUAGUUUUAAGCGAAAAUCGAAAUCAAAGCGAACUUUUUAUUGUUAUUUUAUAUUUGUUUUAAACAAAUUGUCAAUCAAUUUCAUUUGAUUUAUUGCUAAGAUUGUGUUUUGGAGAUUUUGUGGCGUAACCCAACUUUAUAUUGUAAAUCAUUUUUAAUUUUUGAAUCGGCUUAGAAUUUACGAAUUGUCCAUAUCUCAUAGAGCUUUUAAAUAUGUAAACACAUGCCUUUAAAAUAUAUAUAUUUAAUAAAUAAGUUAUUUAGAAGCCUUCCUAACACUCGAUUAUUUUUACAGCUGUUUAAAUAUUUAAAAGCGUAACUACUUAUAGGAUAACAAACUCUAGAUAGGAUGUCCCCAAGAGACGUGUUAACAGUUCAAAUACAUGAUUAAAAGUAAUAUCAACGAGUAAGUUAAAAUGUACAGAGAUGCAUAAAGGACAAAUCGUUAAAACUUAUCAAUUUUAAUACUGAGAUUAUUUAGAAUAGAAAACUGGCUUGUUCGGACAAAACUUGGAAAAAUAAGUUUUGCAUGAACAAGUCGAAUAAUUGAGAUAUUCUAAAUUAUAUUCUCGAUAGCUUGGGCACGUCUUCUUACGUCUUCACCUAGCAAUAAAGCUGUGUAUACGCUUAACAUAAGUUAGUGAUGCCGUUUGGUUCCUAAAACUAUAUCGAAAUGUUUAAUUUUAAGCAAGAAAUACGAAGAUCAAAAUUUUUCCAAUAAUAUUGGGUGAAAAUUGACAUUUUUGAUUCGACUUCAGGCCGACUGUAGGCUUGCUCUACAAAUGCAAUUAGGUAAGACAAAAUUGUGUAAUUCAUAUUAAAUGGCCCACCUAGACGAUCAAUUAUACCUAUAACUUCAAUUUUGCGCAAUUCGUAAUACAUAAUAAUAUUGCGCAAAUUAAUUGAUCGACUUCGUGGCACCUAAGACAUGUUUCAGUCUCAUUCAACGUUUUGACGCUACUUGAGACAGAACUGUGUUUAGUAAAGAGCAGUCGAUGAGUAUUUCUUGCUUUAAAAUUGAACAAAGUAUCGGGCGGCCCAAUUUCUGAUGCACAAUUUUGUUAAUUUGAGCGUAACGUAUCGAUAAGUUAAUGUUGUAUAACAACAUUGUAUAAAGUGAAUCAUAGUGUAACGACAGGUGAUAGAAAGCCGAUGUGACUAUAUUUAUUGAUAUUGUACAUUUGUGUUAAAAAUAAAUCGAAUAAAACCUGA
Helicoverpa armigera (cotton bollworm) is the source of this 5511-nucleotide messenger RNA. It is a transcript of the gene aralar1, whose product is annotated as calcium-binding mitochondrial carrier protein Aralar1. The coding region runs from base 498 to 2318 and encodes 606 amino acids. Gene Ontology annotation, molecular function: L-glutamate transmembrane transporter activity; calcium ion binding; L-aspartate transmembrane transporter activity. Gene Ontology annotation, biological process: aspartate transmembrane transport; malate-aspartate shuttle; L-glutamate transmembrane transport. The transcript is spliced from 13 exons. The record is from RefSeq and is a predicted model, not a curated record. Lineage: Eukaryota; Metazoa; Arthropoda; Insecta; Lepidoptera; Noctuidae.